CGAUUUCCAUUUAUUGUUAAUUUACAGACUGUAAAUAGUAUGUAUUUAUUACUUUACCAAGUUUUGCUUUUCAUCAGUAUCGUAUCUGGAAAACGUGAUAUAGAAGCAGAGAAGAAACCAUCGUUUUGGAAAGCCAAUGCAAAAAAAGAAUUGGAAGCCGCUUUAGAUGCUCAAAGACUCAACACAAAUGUUGCUAAAAACGUCAUAAUAUUUCUAGGCGAUGGUAUGGGAAUAUCCACUGUUACUGCCGGAAGAAUAUUGAAAGGCCAACUCCGGGGUGAGAGCGGCGAAGAAACAAAGCUAACAAUGGAGACGUUACCUCAUGCAGCCCUCAGUAAAACGUAUUCGGCCAAUGCUCAGGUAUCAGACUCAGCUGCGACUGCAACGGCAUAUUUAUGUGGUGUGAAGUCAAACUGGUACACACUUGGUGUAAAUGCUGCGACUGUGUAUGACAACUGUGAAAGUAUAAAAGGAAACGGUGUCGAAUCGGUUCUUGUUGAUUCGUAUAAAGCAGGUAAAUCGGCUGGCGUCGUUACAACAACUCGUAUUCAACACGCCACUCCAGGAGCGACCUAUGCUCACGCACCAAACAGGGAGUGGUACGGUGAUGCUGAUUUAACAGAAGAAGCAAAACAAAACGGCUGCAAAGAUAUUGCAUUGCAAUUUUAUGAAGCUUCCGAUAUGAUAACGGUUGCUUUGGGUGGUGGUCGUAAAUACAUGCAACCAGAGAACACGACAGAUUACGAAUAUCCGAAAAUGUCAAACAGCAGAAAGGACGGAAAAGACUUGAUUCAAAUGUGGAAAAACAAGAUGGCGUCGGCAGGGUUCGAAUCAAAGUUUGUGUGGAACAAGAAGCAAUUCGAUGACGUUGAUGUUGAAUCAACAGAUCGGCUACUUGGUCUAUUUGAGCCAUCAGAUAUGCACUACGAUGCUGAACGAUCAAAAGAUGGCGAAGGAGAGCCUUCGAUAGCAGAAAUGACGUCAAAGGCGAUUCAAAUGUUACAGAAAAACGAUAAAGGGUACUUUCUAUUGGUAGAAGGAGGGAGAAUUGACCACGGUCAUCACUCAGGCAACGCGUACCUUUCUCUCCAUGACGUCGUUGCGUUUGACAAUGCCAUUGCUGAAGCACUCCGUAUGACGUCACAAGAAGACACAAUGAUUAUUGUGACGGCAGAUCAUAGUCACGUGUUUACUAUUGGUGGAAAGUCAAUUCGGGGAAAUAAUAUAUUUGGAUUGCAACCAGACGUUUCAAACCCCGUCAAUGCGUUAGACAACAAACCCUAUACCACAUUAAUCUACGCCAAUGGACCAGGGUUUCAUGGCGAAUAUUUUGUUAAUGCGAUGGGAUAUAACGAGCCAAUCAUUAAGAAUGGAAGUUCAAGAGAAGAUCUCACUAACGUGAACACAACUGCCCCGGAUUAUCUUCAGCAGAGUGCGAUUCCACUGGAUUCUGAAACCCACGGGGGAGAAGACGUAGCAAUUUUUGCAUCUGGUCCGAUGGCACAUUUGUUUCAUGGCGUUCAUGAGCAGAGCUACAUUGCAUACGUAAUGAGAUAUGCAUCCUGUGUUGGACCAGAUCAAGGACACUGCAUGAAGGAAGAUGACAUAGGCCAUAUUGAAUAUCUCGGAAGUUCCAUAUCUGUUUCAACUGCUAAUAGCACCUUGCGUAUUCAAUUUAUUUUUCUGAUAAUUCUAAGUGUUGUAAUAUUCAUUUUGCUGCUCCUAUUAAUCAGAAAUUCAUUGAAUUCUAAAAGGAAGGCGAACUACAAAGAGUCUGGCAAGGCACCUGAUGUACCGUUAUCUACACGUCCAUAAUGUCUAAUUCGCUUCCUACACGCUUCUACUCAGUGUUCACUGACUGCUACGAAGCUCUCCUCAGAUCUUAUUUUCUGUAAAAGACUGACUGAACUAUGUAUCAGGGUCUUGCCUCUAUAAUCUCACUUGUCAAAUACAUUUACAAUUUCUAUUGUCUUAUAUUGGUAAUUUUACAUUAACUUCAAUGAUACUACUUCAGCAUCUCUUCGUGGGAGUCGUUAACUUCGCGAUACCGUAGUACUUCAAAUCGAAAUCCUCAAUAACCUGUGAUAUCAACAUCGUUAACCACAAAUAAUUUUUAUAAACCUUCAAUCAGUGGUGGGAUUCAAGGGGAUUAAACGGGUUUGAGCGAACCAGUUCUUCUGGCAAUUAUAGAACCAGUUCUUGACCGUGAGUUAGUAAUUUUCUGAAAUGAAGGAACCUGUUGUUAGUGAGAUCGAUACAAAGGAGAACCCGUUUCUAAAAUUUUGAAUCCCACCACUGUCCUUAAUCCCUAUUUAUUUGAAGAUUUCAAUAAUAAAGAUUUUUGACAUGAAA
Messenger RNA from Styela clava, 2352 nucleotides. RefSeq names its product alkaline phosphatase-like. Gene Ontology annotation, biological process: dephosphorylation. The record is from RefSeq and is a predicted model, not a curated record. Gene Ontology annotation, molecular function: alkaline phosphatase activity. NCBI's taxonomy places the organism in Eukaryota, Metazoa, Chordata, Ascidiacea, Stolidobranchia, Styelidae.